AUGUCGCUAUACGAGUGGCUCCCCCACUACCAUUUCCCCACCACCAAGACCCCCGAGCUGCUGCGCCGGCGCAACGCCGUCGGCGCCCGCUGGGGCGCCAUCGCCACCCUCACGGUGUGGGCGCUAUUGAUGGUGAUCCCGGUGGUCAACUGGCUAUACAAGCGGGGGUACCGCAUAGCCCAGCGGCCGCCGUUACUCCCCAAAGUGACCCGGUGGUUGACUCAAUUGCAGUCGCCGUCAGCGGCGUCAGCGCCGCUGGCCGCGCUGCUGGCGCUGCUGGCGCCGCAAUGGGCGCCCCAAUACACAGAAUACCUGGCCCUUCUCGACUCCCAGCCCGUCCCACGACGGCGCCGGUCUCGAAUAAUCCGCUGGUGGAACCACCUCAUCGAUGGUCUCAAAGAGUUUUCGUACUGGAUGGCGCUCCGCUGGAAUAGCAUCGCCCGCAUCGGGUUCUGGGCGGCGCUCUUGACGUUCUUCGCCGUCAUCGAGACCAACAACGACUAUGUGUGGCUCGCCAAACGGCUAGGAAGGAUCCCCGCCAUUUGUAUGCCCCCGAUCUUGUUUCUCACGUUGCGCCCGCUGCCGCUACCGCACACUCUAUACCUCGCUGUGUUGCCCAUCCACAAAUGGAUGGCGCGAUUGAUUGUGGUCCAGGCGGUCGUCCACACGAUCAUCUACUUGUUUUACUUCCAGUUUAAGAACGGGCUGUUUCACAAAGCGUGGAAGCGCGAAAAUCUAUACGGCUGGGUAGCCCUCUUUGGCUUUCUCGUGAUCACCGUCACCCUGUUGGGCCAGAUGAGAAACCGCUACUAUCGCUUGUUUUACAUCAACCAUUAUUUGUGGACGUGGGUGAUCGUGGCGAUGUUACAAGUCCACAUCCGCCCCUGGAACUAUAAGUGGUAUACGGCGGCUAAUGUGGCGAUACUAAUAUGGCAGAUUGCGGCACGGGUGUACAUGCUGGUGUACUCCACUACCCGUUCGCAAAUCGGGUUUGUCGAGGUGAAACAGGCGCUGCCGCUGUUUACCGUGGUCCAGUUCCCCAAGCAGUUUCUUGCUGUGCCUCAUAAAAACCCGGGGGCCCACUUACGCCUUACUUUGUUACCGAAGCAGUGGUGGCGGCGGUGGUGGCGGCUCGCGGUGCCGAUGUACCACCCGUAUACUCUAGCCCUGCUUCCUAACGAUAAGACCCAGCUGUUGAUCAUUAGAGAGCUGACGUUCCGGUUAGUGAAUGAUGGCGAUUACGUCAUCUGUGCCACCUACGACCCAAAGCUCUUGUUUAUCACUAGAGAUACCCACCACCAGAAGACGAAAAAACCCGCUAAAUUUCAAAUUCUGAGGCUCCACAUCAACGCUAAGCGGAUGUUGAUUGUCAUUGGCGGCCUGGCGGUGCUGUUUGCCCUCCCCUUAAUCCGAGUGGCCACUUACCACGGUAUCCCCGUCAAAGUAGUAUGGGUGGUACGCGAUUUCCGAGACGUCCAAGUGCUAAAACACUAUGAGGAUGUGGUCUCCGGCGACGACUUUGAGAUCUACGUCACGGGCGAGCCGCUGCUUUCGCGCCGCAGGCUGUUCUACUUCGACCGCGACCUUGCCGACGCUGUGGUCGACGAUACUGACCCCUAUUUACGCAAAUGGUUUGAUAGCCACGACGAUGACGUCUACGAGAACGUUGAAGUCGAUGUGGCGCUGGCCCCAGCCUCGGAUUCGGGGACAGUAAGAGCGCCGCUGCCAGCGCUGUGUGGGUCGCUGGUGGUCGCUACUACACCAACAUCAGCACCAGUACCGCCAGCGCCCCGACGGAUUCGAAAGAAGCCGCUGAUGAACGACCCUUUCGAAGUGUACUACUCGAAACUGAGCUCAGAACACUCGAAAAACUACGUGGUUCAGUACCGCGAGACCGUGGAAUCGCUUGGAAUAUCCCACAGGGUAUAUAAGGGCCGCCCAGUGAUGGACCACCGCUACGUCGACUGGUGCAUUAACGAAGGUUUCACUCAGUGUUCCGGUCCCGUGGCCGAUGAAAAUAACAACUUAGUGUGUUGUCAAGCGGUCCAGCCGAAUCGGGUUCGCCAAACUAACGUCAAUUGCCGCGACGUGUGGGUGGUGCUGGCGGGUCCCGGUGGCCUCGUCAAUAAUAUGAAAUUGUGGGCGACACAAAACGGGUUCAACUUCCACGAAGAAGCAUUUAAUGUAUAG
Molecule: messenger RNA, 2190 nt
Organism: Diutina rugosa
Lineage: Eukaryota; Fungi; Ascomycota; Pichiomycetes; Serinales; Debaryomycetaceae
Product: putative ferric-chelate reductase
Exons: 1
Coding region: 1-2190 (729 amino acids)
Cellular component (GO): plasma membrane
Source: RefSeq, a predicted model, not a curated record